This is a messenger RNA of Gekko japonicus, 831 nucleotides long. RefSeq names its product cyclin B1 interacting protein 1, E3 ubiquitin protein ligase (gene CCNB1IP1). Gene Ontology annotation, cellular component: synaptonemal complex. Gene Ontology annotation, molecular function: ubiquitin protein ligase activity. Gene Ontology annotation, biological process: reciprocal meiotic recombination. The transcript is spliced from 3 exons. Bases 1 to 831 code for a protein of 276 amino acids. NCBI's taxonomy places the organism in Eukaryota, Metazoa, Chordata, Lepidosauria, Squamata, Gekkonidae. The record is from RefSeq and is a predicted model, not a curated record.
AUGUCUGUCUGUGAGGAUAUGCUUCUUUGCAAUUACCGCAAAUGCAGAGUCAAGCUUUCGGGCUAUGCGUGGGUCACAGCCUGCUCACAUAUCUUCUGUGACCAGCAUGGCAGUGGGGAGUUCAGCCGUUCACCAGCAGUCUGCCCUGCUUGCAACAGUGCCCUUUCUGGCAAGUUAGAUAUCGUUCGGACAGAACUCAAUCCUUCUGAAGAAUAUAAAGCGAUGGUCCUCGCUGGACUGCGUCCAGAGAUUAUUCUAGACAUCAGCUCUAGGGCCCUGGCCUUCUGGACGUACCAGGUUCACCAGGAAAGGCUGUACCAAGAAUACACCUACAGCAAGGCUGAGGGACACCUGAAACAGAUGGAAAAAGUUUACACCCAGCAACUCCAAAGCAAGGAUGUGGAGCUGACGUCCAUGAAGAGUGAGGUUUCCUCCCUGAAGAAAGUGCUGGAGGAAUACAAAAAGAAAUUCACAGAACUUUCCGAGAAACUCAUGGAGCGCAACCGUCAAUACCAGAAACUUCAGGGCCUCUAUGACAGUCUACGCUUACGUAACAUUGCUGUAGCCAGUCAGGAGGCAGCUCAUGAGCCCCCUAUGAUGCCUCAGCCAGCCGUCUUUGGUUUCCCUUUGGGAAAUGCUGCCAGGUUCUCUGGGGAUACAACACCUCACCAGGGCCAGCGUGGCGAAGGGGACUUCCAUUUCAAAACCUUCUUUGCUUCUUCUCCCCCAAUGGGAGAUUCUGGCAACUGCUUCUUUUCCUUCACUUCACCCGGCAAUGAUCUGACCCAGUGCCCAGGAGGCAACAGAGCCUAUAAAAUAAAGAGAAUGUAG